Penicillium pulvis is the source of this 1491-nucleotide messenger RNA. RefSeq names its product alpha-mannosyltransferase. The record is from RefSeq and is a predicted model, not a curated record. Lineage: Eukaryota; Fungi; Ascomycota; Eurotiomycetes; Eurotiales; Aspergillaceae. Gene Ontology annotation, molecular function: alpha-1,2-mannosyltransferase activity. The transcript has a single exon. Gene Ontology annotation, cellular component: Golgi apparatus. Bases 1 to 1491 code for a protein of 496 amino acids. Gene Ontology annotation, biological process: mannan biosynthetic process.
AUGGGAUUGUUCAGGCCAGGUCGGGCAAGGUCCCUCCUCCUUGCCAUGAUGGCCAUGAUUUUAGUAUGCACGGUCUACCUCUAUUGGUCCCCGAUCAACGCAUCCUCCGCCGUCUCCGUGGUUCCAAGCACAGCCUUCGAAGUGCCCAUAUCAGAACGCCAGAAGGAUUUUUGGAAAGCCUUCCAUCCCAUACUAGAGCGCCAUAAUCCCAAUUGUCCAUCGCCGCAGAAAUUGGAAGAUGCGGGUGCGGGCCAUUUCGACCCCACGGUAGACAGCCCACGGCAGGAUAUCACAACAUUGGCAGAGGAAGAUCAGAAGAAAAUGGAGGAGGCACAUGCUAACUUUGUUGAAGAGAUAAGAGCGGCCGGAAAGGCCUUAGAGCCCGUCCACACAUCCGGGAAACGAGGCCUGGUCUCGACGGCUGGCUCGACGUACCUACCGGUUUUUGUCUCGUCCAUGCGGAUGCUCCGUCGGACUGGAUCCACAUUACCAGUGGAAGUAUUCAUGAAGGAUGCAGGUGAAUACGAAAAGCGCAUAUGUAAUGACGUGCUACCUGCCCUCAAUGCGAAGUGUUUGGUGUUGGGUGAUGUUGUAGGGAAAGAUAUCAUUGAGCAUUAUCAGCUCAAGAUCUUUGCUGUACUCUUUUCCUCAUUCGAAGAGAUUGUUUGGAUGGAUGCGGACUGCUUCCCUCUAGGAAAGCCCGAAGAUCUGCUGGACUCGGAGCCUUAUACCUCGUCUGGCUUAGUGACAUGGCCAGAUUUUUGGAGGUCCUCAGCAUCUCCUUUGUACUACAAGAUAUCUCGUCAAGAGGCGCCACCCAUCACAGCCCGCCAAUCAUCAGAGACGGGUGUCUUCUUGGUAUCGAAGAAGACCCAUUUCCUGCCACUUCUUCUUGCGGCCUAUUAUAACUACUAUGGCCCAUCUCACUACUUCAGGCUGUUGUCCCAGGGUGGACCGGGAGAAGGCGACAAGGAGACCUUCCUCCAAGCUGCCACGGCGAUGGAUGCGCCUUUCUAUGCCGUAAGUGAGCGAGUACAAGCCAUCGGUCACCAGUUGGGAGAAAGGCUGGCAGGCUCCGCCAUGGCCCAAUCGGACCCUCGAGAAGACUAUGCUCUGAUCUCGCAAGCUAAAUGGCGAGCUAAAGAUCCCAAUGUGGCACCACCGCCACAUGUCUUCUUCAUCCACGCAAACUAUCCUAAAUUCAACCCUGGCGACAAUGUGUUUGGAACAGCGUGGGAAACUACACCCACUUUGAAGGAAGAUGGCUCAGAUGGCCGUGCGUGGACAGCUCCUCCCGAAACAAUUCGGCGAUUCGGAUAUGAUAUCGAGAAGACUUAUUGGGAAGAGAUCAAGUUGGUCACAUGUCGUUAUGAAAGCCUAUUCAAGUCGUGGGAGCAUAAGGCUGGCCUUUGUCAGAAGGUGGAGGACUAUUGGGCUCAUGUCUUCGCUGAACCGCACGAUGAUGACCCAAAGUUCACCCUAGACGGUUGA